Molecule: messenger RNA, 1998 nt
Organism: Macrosteles quadrilineatus (aster leafhopper)
Lineage: Eukaryota; Metazoa; Arthropoda; Insecta; Hemiptera; Cicadellidae
Exons: 6
Coding region: 1-1998 (665 amino acids)
Molecular function (GO): nucleic acid binding
Source: RefSeq, a predicted model, not a curated record
AUGCUUCAGCCUUUUUCAAAAAACAAAGAUACAUCUACUAUAACUAAGGCUCAACUACAAACAAGACUUGAAGUUUUGGAAGCAGACUGGAAAAAGUUUGACAAAGAUCACGAAAGGAUCUGUGAGUCAAAGACCGAAUUGCUAGAAAAUCUCGACUAUCUAAAUGAAGACCACUACAGCCGCGGAAAAGAAGCUUACCUCAUCAACAAAUCGGAAAUGAUGGACCUCCUUGACUUAGUCUCAACGUCAUCUCUCCAAAAUAUCCUGAUACACACGAGGCAUGGGAGCUUCACCAACGCAUCUCGACAGAACCAUCAUCGCUGCAAGACCUACAGACCUUCAUCGAAGGACGUGUACGGGCUUUGGAAAAUAUUGAAGCCAGGGAAUAAUCUCACUCGAGUGGAAUGGAGGAUUUUGCCAAAGAUCCAGUUCAGGUUUUAUCUCCUGAAAAUCAAACGUGUGAAGAACACUUUCAAUCAACGCACUCUAGGACUGAAACUGGAAGGUCUCACCAAAUCAUCUUCCUGCUGUGUGGAACUUCACGGGUUUUCAGAUGCAUCCCAGUCUGCAAUGGCUGCUGUUGUGUAUAUUAAAGUAAGGUCUGAGUCAGGUAUUUUUGUAAACAUUGUUUGUGCUAAAACCAGAGUUGCAUCUCUUAAGAAAAUGAGUAUCCCCAGACUAGAGCUUACAGCAGCAUUAAUGUUGGUGCGUCUUGCAAAAUAUGUCAGAGAUAUUCUAGAUAUCAAAUCUGCUCCAUUGUGGUUGUGGACAGAUUCUCGUGUAACUCUUACUUGGAUUCAGAACCACCCAUCCAAGUGGAAAGACUUUGUUUGUAAUCGAGUUAGCAUUAUACAGGAAACAGAGCCAUUAGCUCGUUGGAGGUAUGUUCCUGGCAAAGAGAAUCCAGCCGAUUGCGCUUCACGUGGGUUAUCUCCUAAAGCUCUCGUGGACCACAAGUUGUGGUGGUCAGGACCCUCGUGGCUCGCGGAAGAUUCUGUAAAUUGGCCCAUGAGUUCCGACGAACUUGCAGAGGAAGCCGUGUCUGAGCAGCGCAGUCAGAAAUCAACGUAUUUAUCCCAAUCUAAAUCAGAACCUGACUUACUUUCUCGCUACUCUGAUCUCAAUAAGCUACUUCGGAUCACUGCAUGGUGUCGAAGAUUUAUCAAUCGUCUCAAGAAAAUUGACAGUAUAGAACACACUCCCUAUCUGACACCCAAAGAAUUAAAUGAUUCUUUACUACUUUGGACAGGUAUUGUUCAGCUAGAAGCCUUCAAUGAAGAUCUAAAACAACUCACUAAUCAGAAACCAAUCAAUAAGUUGAGUAAACUCCGCAAUUUCACUCCGUUUCUUGAUCAAAAUAAACUUAUCAGAGUUGGAGGUAAACUCAACCAAUCCACUCUUGAGUAUGACUCAAAACACCCACUUCUCCUCCCAAAAGAUUCUAAUCUUUCAAAAUUAAUAAUAUCUGAUUCCCACCUUCGUACACUACACGGUAGUACAAGCAUUACAUUAUCAACCAUUAGACAACGUUUUUGGAUUCUCGGUGGUCGCCCAGCUAUUAAGAAAGAACUACUACGGUGUGUCACUUGUGCUCGAUACAGAGCUGAACGAGCUCAGCAACUUAUGGGACAGCUUCCUACAUCUCGAGUCACCCCUUCACGACCAUUUCUCCACUCUGGUGUGGACUACGCAGGUCCAUUCGUUAUCAAGACUUGGCGAGAAGCAUUCAUUGCAGCAUAUAAGAGAUUCACAGCUCGCCGUGGAAUUUCUUCCACUCUGUCCAGUGAUUGUGGUACUACAUUUAUCGGUGCUGAUGCAGAACUAAAACGUCUAUUCACGGCUUCAACAACGACAAGUACCAAACUAAGAGAUCUUCUAACUAAAGAUGGAACAUUGUGGAAAUUUAACCCUCCAUCUGCUCCUCACUUCGGUGGUCACUGGGAAGCAGGAGUUAAUUGUGUGAUCCAGAUUAACAUUGACUUUGGAUACUCCAUGUAG